ACUGUGGUCUAUAUCCUUAUCUUGUCUAUGGCUUAAUUUGUUCGAAGUUGAAUGUUUUUUUUUGUUGUAAGCCAUGGUAGAGUUUUUUUUUUGUUUAUUUAUGAAAUAUUGAGUGUUUGUUUGUUAACUCAAUUUAUGUCGAAAAUGUUUGGUGUCAAGCAGCUGAGUCAGCAAGGAUGGCGCUGCCUGCGUUGUCUAGUUCAGCAGCGAUCCCUGUCGUGCAGUCGUAGUCUGCAAGGCAUCUACGAGCCUGAUUACCUGGAUAAAUUGAAACCAGACAUCCCAGUGUACAACGCACUGAACAUACAGAUGAAAGGCUAUGACUUUCCGGUGUUGGAGAACUACCAGAAGUUUGUGCACAGCAUCGCAGAGUCUAUGGAUAUAGAGGUGGAAGACAGUUGGGCCUUGCCUCCGCAGCACCUCCAGAUACAGAGGUACAAGCCACAGAGCUCCAUAGUGGACAGCGAGUACAAGCUGCUGGUCUACGAGAGGAACGUGCAGGUGACGGACCUGCCCUCGACAGUGGCGGCCGUGUUCCUGGAGGUGAUCCAGGCCGUGCUGCCGGAGGGCGUGAGCCUCAGCGUCCACGAGCACCUCAGGGAGCACGAGGAGGCGAGGUUCGUGCCCGACCAGCAGCUCAAGGAGCUCAAGACCGAGCUGGACUCGCUGGGUGGCCCGGUCGCCAAGAAGAAGUAGCGGCAGCGUCCAAUGUCGUUGAGAUGUUUGCAAGACGAUCCGUGGUUUGGUGGUGAAGUAUUGUUCCUUACUGGUCGUAACUGCCGCGACCGCAGGAAGCUCUUGAUGAGACCAGCGGUACAAAACCUGUGGCACGGUGAUGGCCAACUUCAAUGUAUUGGAGAGCCAGGUAUAUUUUUUUUGCAGUAACUUGAGGGGCAAAACACACAUUAUUUGCUAUUAAUUUUUUUGUAUGUGUGUUUUAUAAUGUGUAAUUAUCCUGUAGGAAAACAUAAGUGAUUAAAUAAGAGUAAUAAAUGAGAACUUCGGAGCCUG
Bacillus rossius redtenbacheri is the source of this 1011-nucleotide messenger RNA. RefSeq names its product large ribosomal subunit protein mL48 (gene mRpL48). Lineage: Eukaryota; Metazoa; Arthropoda; Insecta; Phasmatodea; Bacillidae. Gene Ontology annotation, cellular component: mitochondrial ribosome. The record is from RefSeq and is a predicted model, not a curated record. The transcript is spliced from 5 exons. Bases 52 to 696 code for a protein of 214 amino acids.